Talaromyces rugulosus is the source of this 942-nucleotide messenger RNA. RefSeq lists its product as uncharacterized. The record is from RefSeq and is a predicted model, not a curated record. Gene Ontology annotation, biological process: peptidyl-proline hydroxylation to 4-hydroxy-L-proline. Gene Ontology annotation, molecular function: procollagen-proline 4-dioxygenase activity; L-ascorbic acid binding; iron ion binding. Gene Ontology annotation, cellular component: endoplasmic reticulum. NCBI's taxonomy places the organism in Eukaryota, Fungi, Ascomycota, Eurotiomycetes, Eurotiales, Trichocomaceae. The coding region runs from base 1 to 942 and encodes 313 amino acids. The transcript has a single exon.
AUGCCAGCCCUCCCCAGCUUCUCGACCAUCCUAUACUGGACCUGUUACCUCAUUCCAAUAUACCUUUUCAUCAUCGCGCCGGGUCUUCGCACUCUUUUUCCAGGCCAGCCACCGGCCAUCUUUUUCGACGAUGAUUUCUACGCUCCCGACGAACUUGCGCCUGCCUUCAACAACAAAAACGACAUCAAGGCGGAAGACUCGGACGAGCUGAAUUGUCCGGAUGAUGCGUACCGCGUGCAUUUAUUCUCGCGCAGUCCACUGGUCAUCUACGUUGAGGAUUUCCUGAGUGUUUCGGAGACGGAGCACUUGCUAGCUAUCAGGUCUCUCUCUCUCUCUCGCGCGCGCGCGCUGCCUUCUGAAAUAUUGCUAACGCAGAUAGCUAGUGAAAACAAAUACACCCCCUCAAGCGUCUUUGACGGCACCUCUGAACGCGUCGACCCUUCCGUACGCCUCUCCGACCGCGCCCUGCUGUUCCCCAACGACACCGUCGUGCAAUGCCUGGAAGCACGCGCGCGCUCGUUUCAGGGCUGGCGACCAAACCUCUCCAUUGAGCCGAUGUGGGCACAACGAUACAAUGUUUCUGGAUACUACCGGCACCAUUACGACUGGGCGGGCACUGCGCACGCCAGUGGGGAUAGAGUGAGCACGUUUAUGGUCUACGUUGAUACAAAGAAUUGUACAGGCGGAGGCACGAAUUUCCCGCGGUUGAGGAGGCCGCGUGGGCCACAGUGGUGUCGGUUUUUGGAGUGUGACGAAGAAGAACAACAAAAAGAAAGGGGGGUUACGUUUAAGCCGAUCAAGGGGAAUGCUAUAUUUUGGGAGAAUUUAAAGCCGGAUGGAUCGGGGUAUUGGGAGACGUGGCAUGCGGCAUUGCCGGUGCGGUCGGGGUCCAAGGUUGGAUUGAAUAUAUGGAGUUGGUAUCAGCAGAGUCAAAGGACUUGA